CGCACACCGUAGAGUAAUCGGAAGGAAACUCGGACUUUCAACUCUUCCCAGCUAGGUCAGUGUAAAACUUCCCUUUUUUGGUGUCACGAGUGCUUCUCCCUUCUCGAACUGGAGACAGCCCUUUUCGAACACCGCGUCGACUUCAGCAAGGCACACAAUGUGUAUUUUUUGCCAUGUCUGCCUUCCCGUCUCCUUCCGCCUUUAGCAGGUUCUUGGCGUUUCUCCUGUUUCGGCGAUUUCGACUUUCGUUUCCUCAUCGUGGCGCUGCGUGGGCAUUUCUGUCGCUUUGGUUCACGCCAGUGAUUCCGACGUAACAUAUAACUCGAAGCGAGUUCUCUGCACUCUGCAAGUUCUUCGCCAGUCCUUCCUCUCCUGCUCCGCGUAAACACAAACGUCUCUCAAAAUGGACGACGAGAAAACUCUGAAAAGUUUCGGAACCCUGCGAGUCACCCGACUGGCUUUUCCGGAAAGUUCUACAUACGCAGCUUCCCAGCUCUCCUUCGUCUACGAGGUUUGUUUGAACCGUCCAGGGACGCGGAACGCGUUUGGCGAGACUUUCUGGUGCGAGUUCCGUGAAUGUUUUGUCAUUUUGGAUCGACUGCCCUCGUGCCGCUGCGUGUUAAUCACAGCAGAAGGGUCGGUGUUUACUGCGGGCAUCGACCUCGCCUUCGCUGCCCAGGUCAUGUCGAACCCUCCUCUGCCUGUCGCGCGGCACCGGCAAGAGGCACCUUUUUCUGAUGAAAUUCCGCGAAGCAGCAAGUCCGGCCUCUCUGUAGAAGGAGGAGACACUGGAGGCGAUUCCAGUGAGAGGGAAAACCACGACUGCGCCAGGAAAUCUGCCCACCUGCGCCGCUACAUCAUGACCUUGCAAGACAGCUUUUCAGCAGUAGAGGAAUGCAGCAAACCCGUGAUUGUUUGCGUAGGCGGACCGUGCGUGGGAGCAGGCGUGGACUUGAUUUGUUCGUGCGACAUUCGCCUGGUCAGCAAAGAAGCUUGGUUUUCUGUCAAAGAAGUGGAUAUCGGUAUCGCGGCCGACGUCGGAACGCUUCAGCGCCUUCCUAGAGUGGUGGGGAACGACGCGUGGGUGAGAGAGGUUUGUUUUACGGGACGCAGAUUUGGAGCGGAAGAGGCGAGGAGAGCGGGCCUGGUCAGUGAACUGUUUGAAAACCGCGAGGAGAUGAGGCAGAAAGGAAUGGCCCUCGCUUGCGAUAUCGCGGCAAAAAGCCCGGUGGCGGUAUCGGGCAUCAAAUUUGCGCUAAACUUUUCCUCUCGACGAACGGUUCGAGAAGAGCUGAGAGUUCAGGCCAUCUGGAAUGGAGCGAUGCUGCAAACGGAAGACAUUCCAACAGCCAUUUCUCAGGGAGUUUUGGGCAAAGGGACGGGGAAACCCACCGCAGGAAAUGGACAAUUGUUUGCCGCUCUGUAAAACGACGAGCUUCUCGGAGACACGUCGACACUACUUCUGGGUUUUGGCGGUAAAAAACUGAGAAGACCAACGCUAGGAAUUGCGGAGGUGCUUGCCUGUCUGUUGAAAACGAUUUUUGGUGAAAACGCUCGUCUGACCACAGUUCGAGAUGCACUUGGUCGCUCUCAACAGUUCAGUGCCUGAUACCAGCGGCAAGUUCAUCGAAGGGGGGGAAGAGGCAAGAAGAGACGUAGAACUCGAAAGUGUAUUCUAACGGAGAAUCGUAUCGACACGGGUUCAGGAGAAAGUGCACGCGUAGUUGCGUUUGGAGCGUUUUACACCAGCAGAACACCAUUUUCUGCUCUAUGGCAAGAAAUCGCUUUUUGUCAAUCUGUUUCGCCCGGGAAAGCCGAGUGCUUUUUCGAUUCAAGCGAACCUUUCGCCUCUGUAGAACUUCCAGACCAAAUUUCUUGUUUUGCCUGUUAAGAGGGUGCGUGUCAGAAAGCCGUUAUCUGAAUCCUCUGUGCGCGGUGAAAAACACUAGCCAACCUAGCUCUGCGCUCAUCCCUCUUCACCUUACCGCAUCCCCUGCCUAACCCACACUCACAUCUAACUUUUCUUCUUGUGUAAGUGUACUCUAGAGCAAUCCACCGGUCGAUAUGUCCGUUUCUGCAUCUGCGUUCUAGGUAUCUGUGCCUUAGUACGUAGAUACACACACCGCACGAACACAGUGCAAAAAGAAGGCUACAAAAGACGUACAGUUUUUCCCCUUCUAGUUCAAAACUGUGUAAUGCCGGCUACGCUGUAGGCGUAACAUGUGGACUCCUGUUAUCAAGAUCAAUCUGUGAAAUACGCUAGUGCAGUAUGGAGGCGGCGCGCAUGCCACAACUGAAAUCGAAUCCGGUGACUUGUUAAGAUUAUCUC
Toxoplasma gondii ME49 is the source of this 2329-nucleotide messenger RNA. RefSeq names its product enoyl-CoA hydratase/isomerase family protein. Bases 404 to 1426 code for a protein of 340 amino acids. Gene Ontology annotation, molecular function: delta(3,5)-delta(2,4)-dienoyl-CoA isomerase activity. The record is from RefSeq and is a predicted model, not a curated record. The transcript has a single exon. NCBI's taxonomy places the organism in Eukaryota, Apicomplexa, Conoidasida, Eucoccidiorida, Sarcocystidae. Gene Ontology annotation, cellular component: mitochondrion.